AUGUCCGCCCAAAACAGCGCGCCUCGGCCUGCACCACUGCGCAUCCGGCUCGGAUCGCAGGAAGAGCUGGGAAAAGAUUACAACUGGCGGCCUAUCAAAGAAGAAAUCCCACAACUCGAGUGUGGAUCCACGAAAUAUCCCCAGUACAAUGCCUUGUGGACUUCUAUUGAAGGCAACCCCAACAGACUCCAGUGCAAGCUCGAUAACGGAGAGCAGCGCUCCCAUUCCACCACGGUGUUGGUACUCGAAGGUCUCUGGACCUUGAUACUCAACCGAAGCAUGCAGUCCGACAUGGUCAUAUCCUUCGCAUGGAUUCUCGGCCUGGGAACGAAAGCGGAGCGCAGCUUAACGGCGUGA
This is a messenger RNA of Lecanosticta acicola, 357 nucleotides long. Lineage: Eukaryota; Fungi; Ascomycota; Dothideomycetes; Mycosphaerellales; Mycosphaerellaceae. The record is from the annotation of a GenBank genome assembly.